UUCUCAUCGUCCUCGCCAUUAAAAUUCUGACACUUUCUCUCUCAUCCGAAUAAAACCCUUUCUCUUUCUCUCUCUAGCUCGCUCUACAGUGCCCUUUCUACUUUUUCUUCUCCCUCAGAUGAAAAAGACAGCAAAAAAUAAUGGCGGUUGUGCGUUGAUUGAUUGGAGCAAAGCGUCCUGACCCAUAAAGCAGGAAAAUAAAAAAAGAAAAAAAAAUUAAAUAAAGGAAACAUUUGGAGCAGAGCAGAAAACAGAGGAGUCAGAGGCAGAGUGAGAGAGAGCUUGGGAGAAUGGUAAAGCAACAGUGGUUCUAGGAGAGAGCUUCGCUUAGCUUAGCGUAGCUCAGCCUGAAACAUUUGUUUUAGUACUCUCACCACCAUUAUUCAACCCAUUACGCCUUCUAUUUCCAUUAUCCAGAACAGAGCUGAGAAACCCCCGACCAGAGGAGCUUGCUUUGAUGUUAUUUCAUAUUUUGUUGUUUUUGUUUUCGUGGGUUUUCGUUUCUCUUACUAUUUCCUCAUCCCCCUUUGUGUAGAACCCACUAAUCGCCUACUGCUUUAUGGGUUCUUGUUAAUAUCAGAAAUGAACAUGGUGGGUGGGAGGGUUGCUAUUCUUUGGUGUUCUUCUUCUUUGAGAUCUGGGUUUUUUCCCCUUCUACUAAAUAUCGCAAGCUUUCAUGUUCUUACCCUGAAGAUCUGGUGGUUCCUUGGCGUUUCUGGAUCUUUAACUCUGUAGUAAUCCCAGUUCGAGAACCCUUUGAGAAUCUGUAAUCUCGGGGCCUGGACUUGGGUUUUGUGAAGCUCAAUCUGCUGGGUUUUUCUUCUAAUUGUAAAUUAAAGAUCGGUGAAAUCUUGGGGGGAGCGUUGGCGCUGAUUUGAAGCUUCGGAUGAGGCCCAAAACCACUUUGUUCUGUUGCGAAACCGGCUUCGGUUGAGGAUUCUAGAGUGGUCACCAAGUUUCUGUUACUGUACAAUUUGCAGCUCGUUUAGCUUGAAAUUGCAAUGGCGCUUUAGUUUGAGUCUUCUGGGUUGCGGAUGUGUUCUUGGAAACCGCAUUAGCUCUUUAUUUAUCUCUUCCAUUUAAGCUUUGAAUUGAGUAGUUUCUUCGGGAAUGAGGCUCUCUGCGGCUGGUUUUAGUCCUCAGCCGCCGGAAGGCGAGAGAAGGGUCCUGAAUUCCGAGCUUUGGCAUGCGUGCGCGGGUCCUCUUGUUUCUCUGCCGGCUGUUGGCACUCGCGUUGUUUACUUCCCUCAAGGUCAUAGUGAGCAGGUUGCUGCAUCUACCAACAAAGAGGUCGAUGCCCAGAUCCCGAAUUACCCGAGUUUACCGCCACAACUCAUCUGUCAGCUUCAUAACCUCACAAUGCAUGCAGAUGCUGAGACAGAUGAAGUAUAUGCACAGAUGACUCUGCAACCCUUGAGUGCUCAAGAAUUGAAAGAAGCCUACCUUCCAGCUGAGUUGGGGUCUCCAAGUAGGCAGCCAACGAAUUACUUUUGCAAAACUUUGACAGCUAGUGAUACGAGCACACAUGGCGGUUUUUCUGUUCCUCGUCGUGCUGCUGAAAAAGUAUUCCCCCCUUUGGACUUCUCCAUGCAGCCCCCAGCUCAAGAGCUGAUAGCGAGGGACUUGCAUGAUAAUGAAUGGAAAUUUAGACAUAUAUUUCGUGGCCAGCCUAAAAGACACCUUCUAACAACUGGAUGGAGUGUGUUCGUGAGUGCUAAAAGACUUGUUGCUGGUGAUGCUGUUCUUUUUAUCUGGAAUGAGAAGAACCAAUUACUCCUCGGAAUCAGGCGUGCAAGUCGACCGCAAACCGUGAUGCCUUCAUCUGUUUUGUCAAGUGAUAGUAUGCAUUUGGGGCUUCUUGCUGCAGCAGCUCAUGCAGCUGCUACCAACAGUCGAUUUACCAUAUUUUUUAACCCAAGAGCUAGUCCUUCAGAGUUUGUCAUACCACUCACUAAAUACGUGAAGGCUGUCUACCAUACUCGUGUUUCUGUUGGUAUGCGCUUUAGGAUGCUGUUUGAAACGGAAGAAUCAAGUGUUCGUCGCUACAUGGGCACAAUCACUGGCAUUAGUGACUUGGAUCCUGUAAGAUGGCAAAACUCACAUUGGCGCUCGGUCAAGGUUGGCUGGGACGAAUCAACAGCAGGAGAGCGGCAGCCAAGAGUGUCCUUGUGGGAAAUUGAACCACUGACAACAUUUCCAAUGUAUCCAUCUCCAUUUCCACUUCGGCUGAAGCGACCAUGGCCAACGGGACUGCCUUCUUUCGGCAUCAAGGAUAGCGACCUCGGAAUGAAUUCUCCGUUCAUGUGGCUACGGGGAGAUAAUUGUCUAAAUUUUCAGGGAAACGGGGUCUCACCGUGGAUGCAGCCAAGGCUUGAUACAUCCAUGAUGGCAAUGCAACCUGACAUGUACCAAGCCAUGGCUACUGCAGCUCUUCAGGAGAUGAGGGCAAUCGAUUAUUCGAAAAUAGCACCUGCAUCUGUUCUGCAAUUCCAGCAGUCCCAAGGCCUUCCUUGUCAGUCUUCUUCCUUAAUGCAGCCUCAGAUGAUGCAUCAGUCUCAACCCCAGCAGGCGUUUCUACAAUCCAUUCAAGAAAACCAGCAGCAUCAUCUUCAGCCACAAUUGCAGCCCCAGCAAUUCAAUAAUCAACAACAGCAACCAAGGCAGCCACAGCCACCGCAACUCGAUCAUCAGCAGAUUCCUUGUACGAUACCGGCGGCUAUAUCUCAGUUUGCUUCAUGUUCUCAAUCCCAGUUGCCGUCCCUGCAAACCAUCCCUUCCCUUUGCCAACAACCGAGUUUUUCCGACUCCAAUUGUAACCCUGUAACUACUACUGUUUCCCCAUUGCAUAGCCUUGCGGGGUCGUCAUCUGUUCAAGACGAAUCGUCUCAGCUGCUUAACCUUCAAAGAGCAAAUUCAAUAAUUCCUUCAGCUGGUUGGCCAGCAAAGAGAGCUGCUAUUGACCCUCUCACUACUGGAGCUUCUCAAUAUUUUCUGCCUCAAGGGGAAAUUUUGGGAACAUCACAGAGUAGUAUUCCUCAGAAUACUGUGGCAUUGCCACCCUUCCCUGGAAGGGAGUGUUCUAACGAUGACCGAGACGACGGUUCCGAUCCACAAAACCAUGUUUUAUUUGGUGUGAAUAUAGAGUCUUCAUCCCUUUUAAUGCAGAAUGGGGCGUCACACCUUAGGGGAGUCGGCAAUGACAGUGUUUCUACAACUCUACCUUUUUCUUCCAAUUAUAUGAGCACUGCUGGUACCGAUUUUUCUGUGAAUCCAACCAUGACAUCCUCAAAUUGCAUCGACGAGUCGGGUUUCCUGCAGUCUCAUGAAAAUGUGGGCCAAGUAAACCAUCCACCCAAUGGAACCUUUGUCAAGGUUCACAAGUCAGGGACCUACAGUAGGUCGUUAGAUAUAACCAAAUUCAACAGCUAUCCUGAGCUACGCAGCGAGCUUGCUUGCAUGUUUGGCCUAGAAGGCGAGUUGGAGGAUCCUUUGAGAUCAGGCUGGCAGCUUGUAUUCGUUGACCGGGAGAAUGACGUUCUUCUCCUUGGUGAUGGCCCGUGGCCGGAGUUUGUAAGCAGUGUGUGGUGUAUCAAAAUACUUUCACCAGAAGAAGUUCAUGAAAUGGGCAAACGAGGUUUAGAACUUCUGAACUCUGUGCCAAUUCAGAGGCUCUCAAACAGUACCUGUGACGACUACGGUAGCCGACAGGACUCGAGAAAUUUAGUUUCAGGGAUAACCUCUGUCGGGCCUCUCGACUACUGAAUGACUUACCUGGUUACAAUCUCUCUCCUUUAAUUUUAGCAGUUUCUUUAAAUUAUUCUUCAUAUGAGGUUGUGGAAAAAGCUACAGAAAUCUAGUUUGAUGCUUAUGAGCUAGUACUGUAAUUAUACAUUUUCGUUUUUCUGUUCUGUACUAUCUUAUAUUGACUAUACACUAGUAUUAGGACAUCCAUAUUUCAUUCCAACAAGACUUGAGUUUCGUUUGUAAUGACUCAAAUUGUAUAAGUAAGAGAUUUCAUAUUUCAUGUUGUUUUGAGAAA
This is a messenger RNA of Cucurbita moschata (crookneck pumpkin), 4039 nucleotides long. Its product is annotated as auxin response factor 6-like. Gene Ontology annotation, molecular function: DNA binding; protein binding. The transcript is spliced from 14 exons. Bases 1111 to 3762 code for a protein of 883 amino acids. Gene Ontology annotation, biological process: regulation of DNA-templated transcription; response to hormone. Gene Ontology annotation, cellular component: nucleus. The record is from RefSeq and is a predicted model, not a curated record. NCBI's taxonomy places the organism in Eukaryota, Viridiplantae, Streptophyta, Magnoliopsida, Cucurbitales, Cucurbitaceae.